CCUCUUGAUCUACCGCUGCUUUCUGGAUUAUUUUAUUUUCCAAUUAGUUUGGCAAGAACUAGCAAUACUGAUCACUGUAUAAAAUCAAAUAAGUCUCCUAGAUAAAAGCACCAUGCUUAAAUCUAUACGUCGCCUGACUGUGAUCUUGGGACAUGCAGUGAAGGCCCAACAUUGUUCCUCCAUGAGCCUCUCCGAUCAAGACAGGCCCUCCCUUCACGUCAGUCCAAUGGUCUGCAUGGUAGACGAACCCAUCCAUAUCCGGAUGUCAGGCCUGGACUCCAGUCAGCUUGUCACGUUUGUGCUGGAUUUGAUUGAAAAUGACACAAAGUUUGAAUCUCGGUGUCUUUAUAAAGCAGAUAAUAAUGGCAUAGUUGACAACUGCAGAACGCAUUCAUUAGAGGGAUCUUUUACAGGUGUAGAACAAAUGGGUCUGUUCUGGAGCCUGAAGUCAGUGGGUGGUGGAGAUCUAGUCCGGCUGGUCAAGAAGGAUGUCACUCAGCCAAUGGUGUUCUCUAUCAAAGUCUUGCCCGGCAACCAAGUGCAGCCUGCCAGUACUGACCUGUUGCCGCUGGCAGAGACCAAGGUUCAGCGACUCUUCAUGAGGCCUGGAGUGAGGAGGAUCAGACUGACUGGCCAGAUCAAGGGGACAGUGUUUGUGCCUCAAGGUGAGGGCCCAUUCCCUGGGUUGGUGGACAUGUUUGGGGGCCUGGUGUCCCAGAUUGAGACCAGGGCGGCCCUGUUGGCAUCCCAUGGCUACGCCACCUUGAGUCUAUCGUACCUGUAUGGCGAGGGGCUCCCCACUAUGCUCAUGGGAGCAGAUAUCAACUACAUACAGAAAUCCUUUGAGUGGUUAUCGGAACAGGAGUAUGUAGAUGAAGCCAGAUUGGGAGUAAUAGGCCUGUGCUUUGGGGGACAUUUGGGGCUUAGACUGGCCACUUUGUCAUCUCAGGUCAAAGUUGUUGUGAACAUCAAUGGUGUCCCCAUCAUUAGCAGUUUUGAGAACUUGAAUUCGUCAUUUGAAGGGAGUACUGACUGGAGUGACAAAGUAUACACUACAGAGGAGGGUGUUGUCAUCAACCAGGUCUUUGACUGCUUCAGUCCCAUUCUGAUUCCUGUAUGCUGUGUUGCCCUGUUCCCCUGUCUGCUGCAGGCUUGGCAACAUGGUGCCCGACUGCUGGUGAUUGUAGGGGAAGAUGACAAGCAGGUUCACCCUAAGUGGCACACAUACUUGGAGAAUCAUAUCCCAGACCAGUACAGACACAAUUUACAGGUGUUCCGUUACGAGGGUGCAGGUCACCUGAUAGAGCCACCAUUCAUGCCUCACAUCAGGACAGUGGCUCCCGGACGCAAAAGAAUGCUCACUGUGGACUUCAUACCCGAGAAGUUUAAAGACGAAAAAAUGAUGGCAGGUGGAUAUCCCAAACCUCACGCUGAUGCACAGGAACAUUCUUGGAAGACAAUUUUAGAGUUUUUGGAAGCAAAUCUUAAAUCUUUGAGGUAGAGGAUUGGUGUCAGGUUUUUAUGAAGAAAACUUGGUGUUUACAAAUUUGCUCCUUGAUUACCAAAACAAGCGAGAAAGAGACAGUGCUUAUUACAUUUGUAAGAAAAGCUUUAAGUGUCCAUGGCGUGGACAAAAUAACCUGCUGUAAACAUUGCAAUGUUUAGUGUAUAUAAAAUACAUGUACUGUACUUUAUAUUAUAAAGGAACUCUUUUACGAAUAUUAAAAUCAUGUUGAUUGAUAAAA
Dreissena polymorpha is the source of this 1745-nucleotide messenger RNA. Its product is annotated as bile acid-CoA:amino acid N-acyltransferase-like. Gene Ontology annotation, biological process: acyl-CoA metabolic process; fatty acid metabolic process. Bases 113 to 1501 code for a protein of 462 amino acids. Lineage: Eukaryota; Metazoa; Mollusca; Bivalvia; Myida; Dreissenidae. Gene Ontology annotation, molecular function: fatty acyl-CoA hydrolase activity. The record is from RefSeq and is a predicted model, not a curated record. The transcript is spliced from 10 exons.